Molecule: messenger RNA, 3616 nt
Organism: Gryllus bimaculatus (two-spotted cricket)
Lineage: Eukaryota; Metazoa; Arthropoda; Insecta; Orthoptera; Gryllidae
Source: the annotation of a GenBank genome assembly
AGUCCCCCGCCUUUUAACAUUGAGUGAACCGGCCCUGAUAUAUUAUAAGUAUUACUAUACAUAAUAAUAUCGUUAGUGUCAUUCAGAAUGGAUAUUCUUAUAACGACGUAUUGUUGCGUAUGUUUGGUAGAUGCCAAUAGAGAGUAGUUUCGUCGGUAAUAUUUGCACUUGCUAUACAUUCGUGUAUAGUUAUACAAUUAAAAAAUAGUUUCGUGGUUACGGUUAUACUCAUACUUCUUACGUGAAGUUUCAAAUGUGAUUCGCCGAUUCUCGAGAGGGUAGUUUGAUUAGAAUACAGACACUAUCAGUUAUGAAGAGAUAAGACAAAGUAUUUAUGAUAGUAAUGAAAAAAUUAAAUUAAAGAAUUAAUGUUGCAACCUGUAACUGAAUUUUGUCGUAGGGGUAAUAAGUUCCGAUUGAAACUGGAAGUCAUAUUUGUCAGUUUUAUUUAAAUAAAAUAUAAUGAUUUACUCGAAAAAUGAUUGGAAUAAAUUGUUAAAGAUUGUAUGCUUUAUCUUGGUUCCUUUUUGGAUACUAAAUGUGGGACAGUGCCUUGUCCAGAAAGAUAGAUUUGAUGAAGAAUUACUACUGAAACCUUUACCUAGUGGUCAUGUAUAUGCCUAUUUUCAGUUUACUACUGUUUGGGAUGCACCUUCAGGCCCUCAGAUGUUUCAGCAUUGUCAUUUAUUUCCCCGAGCAUUGGGAGAAGUUGCUGGCAGGCAUAAUGUUCAAGAACUCCAUGUAACACUCACUGAAGGACUAUGGCGAUAUGAGUAUUGGGGAUUCCCAGUUAGCGAUGCUGCCCCUGGAGCGGAACUCUGGACAUGGUUCAGAAAUGACACCAAGGAUGUUGAUUAUGUUUGGAGGAAACUAACUGGUGCUUUGUCUGGUUUACUAUGUGCUUCAUUGAAUUUCAUUGGCACUCCCAACAGUCUGAGUCCUGAAUACAGUUUUCGUCCCACAGGUGUUGUUAAAAACUCGAAUCUUAAUUCAUCUUUUGUCCGAUAUGCAACACUGCCACGAGAAAUUGUCUGUACUGAAAAUUUAACACCAUGGAAGAAACUACUGCCAUGUGAUUCCAAGAAAGGUUUUGCAUCAUUAUUGAAUGCUGGUCAUAUUCACAACACAAAUUAUCAUUCAUUGGGCCUUCAUAUGAGGCCAGUCUGUAAGGAUGCCAAGUGUACAGAAGUAUCAAUUGAACUACGUCAGACUGUUUCACUAGUAUACGAUAUGAUGAUAUUGGGAUUUCAGAAUCAGGAUUGGUCUCUUAGAAAAUUGUUUGGUCUGGGCUUAUCUGGACCAUGUCCUCUUGCAACCUCAAGUUUCAUUUAUGUUGAUGUUACAUCAAAUGAGACUGGUACUCCUUACCAACUACAACCAGAACCAACAGAGGUAAUAACCAGUAUACGAGGGGGUUAUAAGAGCAAAUUUAAGGUGUACAACAUUCAGAAAAUGAGUUUUACCCAUAUGUUAAAUAUUGUGGCUACAUACUCCACUCCUAAAGUUUAUGCUGUGAAUGUUCCACCUGUUUUAUAUGCCAGCAGAUACAUUGUUGUUCUGAAGAAAUAUGUUCCUGGAAAAGAGCGCUCUCGCCCAUAUUCAUUGGAAGUUUUGCUGAGAAUUCCUGCUCGGUCUGUUACAGAAAUUUAUAUAGAAUUUGAUUAUGUAUUUUUAAAAUGGCAAGAAUAUCCUCCAGAUGCAAAUCAUGGAUUUUAUAUUGGAUCAGCAAUUAUUUCUGCUUAUCUUCCUGUCGGAAAAAACUAUAUGGGAUUGCCACAAGCUGGACCUACCAUAUAUUCAAGUUUCAACGCAUCCAGAGAAGGAUUCUUACUGCAGUUAAGAACAGAAUCUCUCAUAAUAACUCUUCCUACUCCAGACUUUAGUAUGCCAUAUAAUGUUAUUUGCUUGGCUUGCACAGUAGUUGCAUUGGCAUUUGGACCUCUCCACAACAUCACCACUAAAAGACUGUGCAUGAAGGAUGGCAAUUCUUGCAAUGGACUGCUCAUUAGACUAAAAUCAAUGCUCUUUAAAGGAAGAAAACCACAAGCCCAGGCACAUUAAAGAUUGCAAAUCAGAGUAUUAUUUCAUAAAUUCUAUGAAACACACAUGUGACAUUUUGAAAAUAAAGUAAGUGUAGGAAUUGUUGUGAAUCUGUACCUGUUAUGUCAUUAAAAUUGUUUUCAGCUUUAUAGUUUUUUACAUACCAAGGAACAAUUCACUUUCUCAAAUUCCAAAGGAACAGAAUAUUUGCAAUAAACUUUGCUGUAAAUUGUUUUGUAAAAGGAAGUCCUUAAUUUUCAAUCUUCCUCACCAUCUCAAGCUUUCUCAUUUGUAAGACAAGUUUAGAAAACAGUACUUUUGACUUGAUUCUGGAGGAAGAUUAAACACUCUUUCAUUCUUCAUAAAGAAUUUUCCUCUGCCUUCAUUUGUUAUGUGAUACCUUAUGAUAAAGACCCAUCAAGCUUGGCACCAAGGCAAAGGUUGUACUGCACACCACCAUGUUCUGCAACAAACUUAGAAGUCAUAACUGUGACCUCUUGCAGCUCCAGCAAAAUCUGCAGCCCAGAUCUGCCCUGUUUCUGUUAUUACUUAAUGUAGAUAUGAUGGCUGGUGUUGUCAAUUUCAGCAUGUCAAAUGUGUUGUGAUGUUUGCGACAUUCAAAUAUAACAUGUAUGAUAUCAAUUUUCAAGUGUCUUGUGUAUUAAAUGCAUCCAAAGUGAAAUUGUUUUGGAUGCAAAUACUGAAAGAAAUUAAGACAACAUAGAGAAAAUUGAUUACGACAAACUGUCAAAAAAAAAAGAAAAAGCAACAAAACUUAACAUAUUAAUAGCAAGAAACAGAAAAUUGUAGUGGAAAGGAAAGCAAAUUGAAAAUAAUUCAAUCAUUAAAAACGAAGAAAAAAAUUUGAGCCGUUUUUGAUAAUGUUCACGGGGCUUCAUGUAAAGCUCCCCCAAAUUUUGAAGAAGGAUUUUCUAAAUCUCAAAGCUUCAACUCAAACCAGAUGUACCAGGGUUUCUUCAAUUUGCAAAAAAUCGUACGAUUAAUAUAGGUGAUAGGUUCACUAAUCGCCGGUCAAACAGACUGACGAAGAAAGAAGAAGAAGAAAAAAAAAAAGAGCAAACCAAACACCCUUCUCGGUAUCCCAAAACGCGAGUUUUUGAUGAAAACUCCUAAUCGAUUUUCUGCAGCAUUACGUAACUUUCUCUUCACUCUCUAUAUUAUCUUUAUUACUCCAUAAGUACCUAUGUAUAUAAGAGAGUUAAUAGCACAGACAACAAUGUUAAUUUAAUGAUUAAAAAUAAUGUGAAGGCAAAACUAAAUCUUUAAAUAUAAAAUAUUCCUAUGCUAAAGAAACCAUUCGUUUCAUUGAUGUGGCUGAUAUUUUAUCCAAGUGUAAAUAUAAUUUAACAUUCAGAUAGAGGUAUAUUGUACUGUUAUUUUAUAGAUAUUAUUUAUAUAAAUUUAUUAUUUUCACAUUUCCACAAUUAUUUCUUCUACGGCAGCAACGGACACGGUACCAGCUUGUAAUAGAUAAUGUUCAUAUUUUGUACAAGAGAAGCUUGUAUUUUAGAGGAGUGUUGCCUAGUUAAAAAAAUGUUCAAAUACCCUUUUAAAA